AUGUCCCUCUUCUAUCUCUCUCAUGUGUCCUUCCUUUCUUUUAUUUGUCCUUCCUCUCUUUUAUUUGUCCCCCCUCCCACUCUUGUGACCCUCUUCUCUCUCUCUUUUUUGACCCUCUUCUCUCACAUCCCUCUUCUCUCUCUCUCUACGCGUCCCUCUUCUUUCUCUCUCUCAUGUAACCCUUCUCUCUUUUUUCAUGUCCCUCUCUAUCAUUCUCUUUCUUAUGUGUCUUUCCUCUCUCUUCCCACCCCCUUUUCCUUUGUGUCUCUCCUCUAUCUCUCUCUUGUGACACUCCUCUAUCUUUCUUAUGUGUCCUUUCCCUCUCUCUCUCUUAUCUGUCCCUCUACCUCUCUCUCUCUUAUGUGUCCUUCCUCUACCUCUCUCUCUUUUAUAUGUCCCUCCCUCCCUCUCUCUCUAUGUCAGUCCUCUUUCUCUCUCAUGUGUCACUCCUCUUUCUCUCUCUUAUGUGUCUUUCCUCCAUCUCUCUCAAUCUCUCUUAUGGGUCCCUCAUCUAUCUAUCUCUCCUAUAUGUCCGUCCUCUAUCUCUCUCUUAUGUCCUUCCUCUCUCUCUUGUGUGUAUCUCAUCUAUCUCUUUUGUGUGUCCUACCUCUCUCAUCUGUUCUUCGUUCUCUCAUGUUUUGCUAUUCUAUCUUUUACUCUCUUAUGUGUUCCUCCUCUAUUUCUCUCUCUCUCUUAUGUGUCACUUCUCUAUCUCUCUCUUAUGUGUCCCUUGUUAUGAUUCUCUUAUGUGUCCUGCCUCUACCACUCUCUUAUGUGUCCAACCUCUCUCUGUUAUGUGUCCCUGCUCUAUCUCUCUAUCACUUAUGUGCCCCUCCUUUAUCUCUGUCUCACUCGGGUGUCUCUUCUCUGUCUCUCUCUUGGGUGUCCCUCCUCUAUCUCUCUCUCUCUCUUGGGUGUCCCUUCUCUACCUCUCUCUUUCUUGUGUGUGCCUCCUCUACCCCUCUCUCUCACUUAUGUGUGUCUGCCCUACCUCUAUCUCUAUUAUGUGUGCCUCUUCUAUCUCACUUAUACUCCUCCCCUGUCUCUCUCUUAUGUGUCCCUCCUGUUUCUCUCUUAUGUGUCCCAACUCUGUCUCUCUCUUUCUCUUAUGGUCCCUCAUCCCCCUCUCUCUGUGUCCCUCCUCUCUCUCUCUCUCUCUCUUAUAUGUACAUCAUCUAUCUCUCUCUCUUAUGUGUACCUCCUCUGUGUUGUGUCUCUCUCUUAUGUCCCACCUCUCUCUCAUGUGUCCUUCUUUUUCUCUCACUUUUAUGCAUCUCUCCUCUAUCUAUCCCUCUGUCCCUCCACUUCUCUCUCUCUCUCUGUAUUACACCUCUUUCUCUCUGUUUCAUAUGUGUCCUUUCUCUAUCUCUCUCACUCUCUCUUAUGUGUCCCUCCUCUUUCUCUCUUUCUCCUAUGUGUCCUUCGUCUAUCUCUAUCUCUUAUGUGUGUCCCUCUUCAAACUCUCUCUCUCUCUUAUUUGACCAUCUGCUAUCUCUCUUGUAUGUGUCUUUCCUCUAUCUCUCCCUCUCUUGUAUGUACCUCAUCUGUCUCUCUCUCUUAUGUGUCUCUUAUCUCUCUCUUAUGUGUCUGUUCUCUAUCUCUCUCUCUUGUGUGUCGAUCCUUUAUCUCUCUCAUGUGUACCCCCCUCUAUCUCUCUUAUGUGUGUCUCCUCUCUCUCUUCUGUCCCUUUAUCUCUCUGUUAAGCCAGGUAUGCAGAUGACUAAUUCAUCUGUCACCGAUAUAGCCAAAGUGUUAAAGUCUGUGCUUGAGUCAGUUGCCCACCCGAUUCAUGAUGACAUUUUUAACAGCAUGGUCAAUCGGUAUGUAGCUGCACGUCUUGAUGGUUUAGUGAAUUAUCAGCAAUUUCUUAUGCGAAUGCUGCCUUGGCGUUCUGACAAUGGAAGAUCACUUGCUGGAGAAAUGAGGAGAGUCAAUCCCAGCAUCAGUGCUGAGAGAAACCAACCUUACAAUUUUGUUACUGCCAGUGAAUUGCCAGCACUUUUGGCCAAAUUAACUCAGAACCACUACCAUAAUGUCACAAAGGGCUAUUUGACAUUUUCAAAAGCUGGUAAAGAUAUCCUUACCAUGUCUACAUUAAAAAAUUUUCUCAAGGCCUUUAAUAUUUCUAUGAAUGAAAAUGAAUUCAACAUUUUGUGGAGGCAAUGUGAUCCUGAAUACAAAUGUUAUAUCACUUAUGAAGAGUUCUUGGAAAGAUGUGGUUUGGAAGAGGUCUACAAAGGAAGCACUGAAACAGGAUCUUCUAAAUAUGUUCUUAUAUGGAAACUUAUGGACAAAGAACCAUAUAUAAAUAUGAACGAGGAAAACACUUAUGGGUUAGAUUAUGCACCAGAUAUAAUGGCUGGAGAUAGCCGUGUACCCUUGAACCCAGAACAAUACUUAAGAGAAAGCCUCCUUAGAAUGCCUCUUGAAAUAUGGAAAGCUAUUUCAGAUUUGGGCAUGCAAAAAGGUGAUCUAGUUCCUGCUGCUAAUCUACAAAAUUUGCUGACCACCUAUGGAAUUAAAAUGACUGAUAAUGAAUGGAAACGUGUUCUGCUACCAUUUCUUAAUGAGAAUGGAUUAAUAAACAUCAAAUUAUUCAUCAGUAAUCUUCUGUAUGGAAAGACAUUUCCAUCGCAAUCGGUUGACGAUGAAGGUCACUUAAGUUCAAAGUACCUAAAAGAAAUUGAAAAAAUUAUUUCAACCUACAGUAAUGAUUUCCUUGUGGCCUGCAAGGAAGCAGAUUUUGCAUUUCUGAAUACAAUUUCGCAAGAAACAUUCCAAAAUAUUUUGAAAAAAUUUGGAAUUGAUAUGGACCAAGCAACAUUCCUCAAGUUUUGGUCUUUGCUGCCAGUUAAUGAAUAUGGUAAUUUAAUGUACAUAGACUUCUUAAAGUGGAUAAAUGCUCGAAAAGUCAAACCUUACAUGUUUAGAAGACCUUCCACCACAGUAAGUCGUGCUUAUGAACCAUGGAAACCCCCUGGUCCACAUUUAACAAAUGCAGUUCGUACAUCUGGAGAAAUUUUACCAUUGGAGGUUCAUACAGCCCGACGUAGAAGAAGAGCAGCAAUAGUAAAUGCUGCAUGGAAAAAAUGCCAUGAAAGGCCAUCUUCAUUCGCAUCAACUAAGCUAGUUAAUGCUGAGCAAGUUGAGCACCUAAUCAAAGAUGUAAUCUUGAGCCACUGGAAACUGAUUCAGAAAAAAUGCAGAUUGGAAGACCCUGAUUGUACAGGUUGCAUAAAGCCAGAAAAAUUUAAAGAAAUUUUGCUUCACUACAUGAAAAACCUUGAAGAUGAAAAAUUUACCAAACUGAAAGAGAAAUUUGACAUCAAGGGGGAUGGAACUAUUGCAUACAAGGAUCUGAUCCGUUAUUUUGUUUUGGGUCUAAAGCCAACUCGGAUAGCUCAUGGUCAGCGUAGGUUACUAAGAAAACCUGAAAAGGAUGAGUUUGACACUGUGCCCACUGAAGGUUUGCUUGGUGAGGCCUUGAAAAGACUGCGUCAGUGUGUUAUCAGGAACUGGAGGCUGAUGCGACGAUCAUUUCAAGUUGCUGACCCAUCUAAGAGUGACCGUGUGGAUAUAAUAACCUUCCGACAAAUUCUCAAGGCCCAAAAUGUGAAUCUUACCGAGGAAGAAUUUUUUCAGAUUAUGUCCUUUUAUGACAAAGAUUUCUCGGCGUCUAUUAACUAUAAUUCAUUUUUAAGAGCAUUUCUACAAAACUGGUGA
Messenger RNA from Acanthosepion pharaonis, 3723 nucleotides. NCBI's taxonomy places the organism in Eukaryota, Metazoa, Mollusca, Cephalopoda, Sepiida, Sepiidae. The record is from the annotation of a GenBank genome assembly.